Molecule: messenger RNA, 1024 nt
Organism: Drosophila virilis
Lineage: Eukaryota; Metazoa; Arthropoda; Insecta; Diptera; Drosophilidae
Gene: imd
Product: immune deficiency
Biological process (GO): signal transduction
Molecular function (GO): protein binding
Source: RefSeq, a predicted model, not a curated record
ACAACAAAGACAAAAAAAAAACGAAAAAAAAAGAGCGAGUGACUUUUUUUGUGGUCUUACUCUAUUAGCACGGAAAACACCCGUUCUCUUGGCAUUUCCGAAAGCACAAACUAUUUAUAGCACAAUCAAAUUUCUCACGCGGCAAACACAAUAUGCCAAAACUAAAGAGUUUGCUGCCCAAUAUCUUUGGCGGCAACAAAGAGGCGCACACAACAAAUAUGAAUUCGGAAGGACGACUAGAAACAGAUGCAUUGCCGAUCAGCGAGACGGAUAACAAUAGCGGCGCCCUAUCGCUGCCCUCCAAUACGCCAACAGCAUCAGCAGAUCUAACCGAAUCGGUGUUGCGCGAACUCUCCGAUCCCAAUUACAAUUCCAUGGAUGUGGUGCAAUCCGCGCAGAUACCGGGCAACGCGCUGGUCAAUGGCAGCAGCAGCGGCAGCAGCAGCGGCAACAACAACAACACAAUGAACACCAUGAAUGUGCACAGUGCACAGCAACAGGUGGUGAUGAACUUCUCGAAUGCCAGCAAUUUGCAUUUUGGCUCAGUUUAUAAUUUUAAUCAAAACCUGAGCGCCUGCAGCUCACGCAAAGGCAGCACCAGCACCACAGAGGAGGUGGCGAGCGCCAUUCCACCAGCCGAUGGUAAACGUCAUGUGCCGCGCAAAACGGUCAGCAUUGUGGCCAUGAUGCAGUCCCAGCAGGAGCCCGACGAGCGACUGCUCGACACGGUCGCCACGCAUCUGGGCGAGGGCUGGAAGCAUAUUAUGCGCGAACUUGGCCAUUCCGAAGGUCAGAUCGAGCAGGCGAUUAUCGAUCAUCAAAUGCACGGCAACAUCAAGGAGGUCAUCUACCAAUUGCUGCUGAUGUGGGUGCGCGGAGCGGAUGACGGGGUCGCCACCGUGGGACGACUCACCACGCUGCUGUGGGAAAGCCAGCAUCGCGAGUGUGUGCAGCGCAUGAAACUGGUUUGGAAGGCGCUCGAGAAGCGCAAGACGUCCAGUUAGCUGAUCACGAAAAAAAAAAA